Molecule: messenger RNA, 2271 nt
Organism: Peromyscus maniculatus bairdii (prairie deer mouse)
Lineage: Eukaryota; Metazoa; Chordata; Mammalia; Rodentia; Cricetidae
Gene: Dclre1b
Product: DNA cross-link repair 1B
Biological process (GO): telomere maintenance; double-strand break repair via nonhomologous end joining; interstrand cross-link repair
Molecular function (GO): damaged DNA binding; 5'-3' DNA exonuclease activity
Source: RefSeq, a predicted model, not a curated record
AUGCACGGGGUCGUAAUCCCCCAAACGCCUAUCGCUGUGGACUUUUGGAGCCUGCGCCGCGCUGGCACCGCGCGGCUCUUCUUCUUAUCCCACAUGCACUCCGACCACACGGUGGGCCUGUCUAGCACUUGGGCACGGCCCCUCUACUGCUCCCCAAUCACUGCCCACCUCCUGCACCGUCACCUACAGGUGUCUAAGCAGUGGAUCCGAGCUCUGGAGAUUGGUGAGAGCCAUGUAUUGCCUCUAGACGAAAUUGGGCAAGAAACCAUGACUGUAACCCUUAUAGAUGCCAAUCACUGCCCCGGUUCUGUCAUGUUUCUCUUUGAAGGAUACUUUGGAACAAUUCUCUACACAGGUGAUUUUCGAUUUACACCAUCCAUGCUGAAGGAGCCUGCCCUGAUCCUGGGGAAACAGAUUCAUACUUUAUAUCUGGACAACACCAAUUGCAAUCCAGCCCUGGUUCUUCCUUCCCGACAAGAAGCUACUCGGCAGAUUGUCCAGCUCAUUCGACAGUUCCCACAGCAUCACAUAAAGAUUGGACUCUACAGCCUAGGAAAGGAAGUGCUGCUAGAGCAACUAGCCCUUGAGUUUCGGACCUGGGUGGUGUUGAGUCCUCGACGCCUGGAGGUGGUGCAGCUGCUGGGCCUCGCAGAUGUGUUCACAGUCCAGGAAAAAGAUGGGCGCAUCCACGCUGUAGACCGUAUGGAGGUCUGCCAUUCUGCCAUGCUUCGGUGGAACCGGACUCACCCUACCAUUGCUAUCCUCCCCACCAGCCGGAAGAUACGAAGCCCUCACCCCGACAUCCACACCAUCCCUUACUCUGACCAUUCAUCUUACUCUGAGCUUCGGGCUUUUGUUGCAGCUCUGAGGCCCUGCCGGGUGGUGCCCAUUGUUCGCCAGCAUCCUUGUGGAGAGUUCUUUCAGGACAGCCUGAGUCCCCGGCUCUCUGUCCCCCUGAUCCCACACUCUGUGCAGCAAUCCAUGUGCUCCUCCUCUAGGGAAACAAGCGUGCUUUGGCAGUUGGAACGGAGACUAAAGAGGCCCAGAAUCCGGGGGGUUGUAUUUGAAUCCCCUGAGGAAAAAGCUGAGCAGGCUAAAGUUGACAGAGACUCAAAGAAGCACAAGAAAGAAAACCUCUCUCCCUGGCCUGGGGAUCUUGAGAAGCUCUGCCCCCAUCCUCUGCAGGCCAGGAAGCAGUUGUUCCCGGACUUCUGCAGGAAAGAACGCAAUGAGCCGGUCUUUUUUCGUGACUCUGAGAAGAUAGCGACUGCGUUGCCUGCCCCCUUGGAAUUUUCAGUGCAAUUACAGCCUGUAGAUGAGUUUCUCUCUCCAGAAACCAGGGAGGAAAUCGACUUAGGGUCUCCCGUGAUACCUAAGGGAGGCAAUGGCUCACCGGCUAGAGGGAACCAAAGUGACUGGGUAGGCUCUGGCUCUCCCCUGUCUCACAUUAGCAAAGACACUCAUCUGGCCACUGAGUCCAGGGAGCUGGCACUAAAAUACCUUCUUACUCCAGUGAGUUUCUUCCAAACAGGGUUCUCAUCCAGGAACUUUGACCAGCAAGUGGAAAAAUACCAGAAGAGUACAGUAUAACAAUCCCGUUGGAUCAGCACUGCAGUUUUGAAAACAGUGGAUGGUGGCUAGUGGCAAAAGUUUGUUUGGUGCCUUCUGUUACAGAGUCCUGUGGCUCACCCCGGAGUAGCUCUUCUGAAGCUUGUUUAUGGAGUUCCGGUGCCUAUGAAACCCUUAGCUUUAUAGAUGACUAUUUUAUUAUUAUUAUUAUUAUUAUUAUUUUUAUUUUUUUUUAGUGGAAAAAGUAGAAUCUGACUCAAAAAAGAACCAGGUUUGUCCCAUGUGUCUUAUUCCUCAAGUCCCCUUCAUUUUCUUCUUAGAUAAAAAGUCCUUAGGUUAUUUAUUUUCAAAUUGUGAAUCAUGGUGCUAGAGGAUAAAGUGGUAUCCCAGGCUUUAUGUUCUAAUCCUGAAUGUCACUGACUUGCUGUGACCCUGUCCAGGUAACUUCCUGUCUCUGCCUCAGGGAGGGAACAGGAAACCAUGAAGAGGCCUUGAAACUAUUGAGAAAAUAACCCCUUCCUCCUUCAUGAAAGGGGCCAGUAACAGUCAUGAGAGAUCCAUUUGGAACAAAGCCAUUGGGGGCUAGGGACCCCGCAACCAAGUUGGUACAUGCAGUAAGCUGAACAUUAAGGCUUAGAAUAUGUCUGAGCUACUGGAUGCUUGGAGACAUUACUUUGUUAAAAUAAAGCUAUAAAAGAAAAA